Molecule: messenger RNA, 4293 nt
Organism: Scatophagus argus
Lineage: Eukaryota; Metazoa; Chordata; Actinopteri; Scatophagidae
Gene: camkmt
Product: calmodulin-lysine N-methyltransferase
Exons: 11
Coding region: 197-1222 (341 amino acids)
Cellular component (GO): cytoplasm
Molecular function (GO): calmodulin-lysine N-methyltransferase activity
Source: RefSeq, a predicted model, not a curated record
GGAAGUAGCAUGCGACCAUUGUGGGAGUAACAAGUGCUUACACACAAGCUGUGUCUGAUGAUCAUUUAUACGCCGGUGUAGUUUACAGAAAAAAAUAUUUUUGUGUUACCACGUUGCUGCCGCCAACUGUGACAGCUCCACAGCCAGUAUUUUUUAUUUUUACACAUUUAUUUCCGCCCACAAAUUCGACGCUAAAAUGGAGAGGGAUUCCACCGGUAUCGUGACUGCAGAAAAGACCGAGCCAGCUUCGCCUUUGAGAAAAAAUAUUAAUGAGGACACCUGUGUAGCUAAGUCCCAUACCUCUAGGGAUAUGAACAGCAGUACUACUGAUGUCGCAAGGGCCAGGUGGACUCUACUGAGACAGGUGUUGCAACAGAAGCAGGUGGACAGUACAGAGGUCAAACAGGUGUCUGUUCGCAGGUUUGCCACGUUUGACCUUUUCAGCAGGAAAAAGCUUAUGACACAAGACUCUAGUGAUGCCUCAGAUGACCAGUGGGUGGAGUACAGAAGUGUCUACUUUCCCGAGUACAGUGCCUUACUCAGGGAUAACCUGGGGCCUCUUAAAGUUAAUGAAGUGCUCAACAGUUUUGACAACACUGGUAAUGUCUGUGUGUGGCCGUCUGAAGAGGUGAUGGCUCACUACUGUCUGCAGAAACGUCACAUGUUCAAGGGUGCAGUGUGUGAGUUAGGAGGAGGUAUGACUUGUCUUGCUGGGCUCAUGGUUGCCAUUUGUGCUGACGUGAAAGAAGUUCUGCUAUCAGAUGGGAACGAGAAGUCCAUUCAGAAUGUACGAAGACUGGCCGAGAGGAACAGGCAAGCUGGAAAGUUUGGGUCAACACACGUAUCUGCCAGGGUGGUGAGGUGGGACUGUGAAUCAGACAUUUCAGCACUAGAGGGUCACUUUGACAUUGUCAUGUGUGCAGACUGUUUGUUUCUCGACCAGUACAGAGCCUGCCUGGUUGAUGCUAUAAGGAGAUUACUGCAACCCAAUGGCAUGGCGUUGGUGUUUGCCCCGCUGCGUGGUGAAACUCUGAAGCUGUUUUGCCAGCUGGCCCAGCAGACUGGACUCAGUGUCCGUCAACACCAGCAGUAUGAUGCUCAGGUCAUGGAUGUUCACUUAAAGAUGCUGAGACAGGGAAAAGAAGCAUACGAUGAGAACAUCCACUACCCUCUGCUCAUCACCUUGACCAAAGGACCUCAGCCUGUCAGCCACACUCAGUAAACCAAAACAAGUGAGGACUCAGCUCAACACGAUUCCACUCGACAAUCCUUUUGGAUAAUUGAGACGGACUGAUGCCACAGAGUCAUGUUAACAGUAUGAUCCACAGGCGCGGAGGAGGAAUUGCGCUGAAAGAGCAGUGUUAGAAUACAGUAGGGUAGAGUUUGUGUCGGAGUUAAGUGAAACUGGCACAGAGAGCAAAUCAAGUUGUCAUAUAUGUCAUAUUUGAGACAUUUUUCAUAUUGAUACCAGCCACCGUCAGAUGCUGUACAGCUCUGGACAUUAUUUGAGUGUGCGUGUUUUGUAGUGUGAGGUGUUGGUGAUUCAUAACCUCAUUUUCAAAGCAAAGGGGACAGAGAAAGAAAAGCAGUGGUCAGAUAUGUUUUGAUCGAGUACAGUGUGUUUCGAGCGUCUGUCGUAUGCCAAGUAACUGCUGUCGGUCUCCGAAACAGUCACUGGGUCACUCAGCCCUUUAAUCAGCCAAUCUAAUAUUUAAUCACUAAUCAGCCGGUCACUCAUCCCUUAGGUUAGUCGGCCACCCCUUAACAUGAACCACCUUGCUGACCGGUCGGGUGACCAUUCACUCAUUCACUCAUCCAAUAUGAUUAUCCGGUCGACAUUAAAGCUGAACAAGCCAGUCAGUUGUUUGGUCGGUUAACUAGCUGUUCAGUUAGUCAUGUGGACUUUUUCCCUGUCAGUCCUGCUGUAGGUGUUAGUCAUUCAUUCAGUUGGUCCUCUUUAACCACUAAGUAUUAACCUAUGCACUGUGGUUCUGGCCCCGGCAUGGAGACCAGCUCUAAUUUAUUAACUAUCACAGACUGUGGCGCAGCUCAGUCUCCUGUGUGUUUCCUUUAUUUCUCUUUGUUCCCUUCUUCCCCUGCUUUAAUUUCUUCUGAUACAACUCAUUCAUUCCAGUCAGAGGUCAGCAUUAAUAACUUCUUUUGUGCGCUACUUACAGCAGUGCAUUAACACAUUAAAGUCCUUUCAGACUAAAGAGCAAUUUUUGCAGCCCAGGAGUUACAGCUAGCGUAUUCAACAUCGCCAUGGAUACAAGUAGUCCAUUGUGCAUCACUGCGCCGAUGUUCUGUUUGAACUGUACAACCUGUUCUGAUGCUACAGUUCCAACAAUGUAACUCCCAACUCUUGCUUUAUUGUUAGUUUUUAAAAAAGUGUCCACUAAUUAAAUUCCCAAACAGCCACGCAGAAUUCAGCCCCACUGUGGCCACCGUCAUGAUUCCUCCAGGUUGCGUUGACAUCGCUGGAUUUCGACAUAUUUGGCGACACAAUCGGAGCUGGGGAGUUCGUUUGAGUCACCAGUCUAAGCCUUCGUCACUUCAUCCACUAACAUGUAGGGCUUCAAAAUGAAUUAAAGCGAGUCAACUGCUUUGGCAGCAAUCAGAUCAUGGCAGCUUCUAAACGCUACUAAAAGCUUCUCGUCUGGACCCACCUUCGGGAAAUGUGUGUGUCUACAGAGAGGCACACACACACAGAGAAUACAUGUACAUGCGAAAUGAAUCCUGCUACUCCAAUAGGAACAGAUAAAAAGAAACAGGAUUUCUUUGCAGCAGUUUUUCCUUUUUCCUGUCUCUGGAGUACAACAUGUACCUUUGAAUGUAUGUACUGCCAACAUGUAUUUAAUGGUGUGUUCAUUUCUUGUUGAUGUAGUCAGUUGCAUAUAUGGCAGUUAUAUUUUUCUGUUUGUUUGUUACCUACCUGACUAAGUCCAUGAAGCAGGAGAGAAACGCGGCUGCUGCUGUUUCUUUCUGCGCACUAUUCAGAAAAUAGAAAAAUGGCAUGUUGUACUCAGUAAGUGAAAUCACUAAAGUGCAGCCUGUCUGUUACUGCAGUGACCAUAAAUGAGCUGCAAACAUAUUUUCAGUGCGCAUGUGAAACACACACACGUGCACAAAAAUAUCUGCAAAACAAGCAACAUCCACAUCCAGUGGACAUCCAGUGUUAGAACACAAUUUCAGAUUGACCAAAUAUGUGCAGCCAUAGUUUUUGAAAUUUACUCAAAAUCUCCUCAAAGCUUCAAGAGCAAAAACCUCCUCACACUGAGACUACACUCCUCUGAUUUCUGCUGGCAUUUUUUUCUAUCAUCACGAUUAACUGUUUCACUCAGGUCUUUUCCCGUGCACUCAGCUGUUUCUUGUGGUAUUAAAGAAACGGCAGGUGUCAGCGGGUCACUCAAGCCUAAAGUUGUACCUAUCACUAGUAAACUGUUUCCAUAUUUCACUGUGAUCCACUGCUGUAUGCAACAGCCGAGAAGGUAUGCAGUAUCUCUCAGCGGCUGCUGUUUGCAUUCGUCAUGCUGAAAAAAAUAAUCCACCUUCAGAAAUAAGAAAGUAUUCCCUGUGUGUAACUGCUCAGAAAAGAAAAUUAAGCCACUUUUUAUCAGCGGUCUCAUUGCUUUGAGGACUUAAAUUGCAAAAGUUCAAAAGUACAUUUAAUUACAUUUUUAUCUGUAAAACGGUUUGCUGUGUACCUUUGAUAUCUGUGUGCUAACACAGCAACACGAUCCCAUCUGUGACUGCGUUUGGUGACUUCAUCCCUGACUAGUGUGACAUCACCACCACAAACAGUGAUGUCAUCAUAUAACACAACUGUUUACUGUGUACAACAUCACUGCCUCUAUUUGUUUUUUUGGGGGGGAGGGGUGUUCACCUGGUGCACCCACAGUCACUGCAUCACUGCUGUGAUGUCACGGUUUCACACGUGAUGCCAUCACUUCUUGUUGUGUUAUUCGUGCUGUAUGCCAGAACACGUUUCACUGUGACAUUGAAAGACUGUCAAGGAACCACUCGAAGUCAGCAUUUUUCUGAGAUGUUUGUGUUGUCUUUGUUUGGAUUUUCUGAGUAAUAACAUUAAUGAUAAGAAAGCUGCUGUAGAGAGGAGAGUCUGUGUUGCACCUCAGAAUUACUUUGGGAAAACAUCACACACAAAUGCUGUAUUUUCACAGACUGAUGUCACUGUGUUGCGAGAUGUCUCAGCUGGGCUGUUAUUUUGCUUAUCAAAUAGAAUUCUUUGAAUUGUUCACUUACUAAUCCAGAUCAGUUUUUAAGUUGGAUCUACUU